AUGUUGAUAGGUAAUGGAAACACAAUCAGAAUAUGGGAGGACCCUUGGAUUCCAGAUCUUCCUAAUUUCAUCCCGAGUCCAAGGGAGGGGACCGGUCUAGAAUUGGCACUUAUUGUUUCACAACUAAUCAACCAAGAAGGCUGGGAUCUUACCAAAAUAAGAAAUACUUUUGAUGAGACUACAUCCCAGCUCAUCCAAAAAAUCCCCCUCUCACGGCUUGCUCCAAAAGAUUGUUGGAUGUGGAUCUCCAAUAGCACAGGGGAGUUUUCGGUUAAGUCCGCUUAUUGGUUAAGUAGAAACAUUAGCCCUCCCAUAAACCAAGAUGCAACUCACGGCCUCAUUUGGAAGUCAAAAAUCCAUGAAAGGCUCAAAAUGCACUUGUGGCGUAUUGCGGCAAAUUGCUUACCUACUAAAGAUCGUUUAGCCAGAUUCUAUGAUUUAGAUGAUGUCCUUUGCCCUCUUUGCAAGGAUACUGAAGAAUCUAGCCUUCAUCUCUUUAUCUCUUGCCCCUUUACGAGAGCUGUGUGGUUUAAUUCCCAAUGGGGACUAAGGUUAGAAAAUUUGAACUUAAACUCUCCUUCUUAUCUUAUUGGGGUCUUCCUUAAUCCUCCCGCUGAAGGUAAUAUUGUGGGGGUUAAAAGGGAUGAAUUCUUAUUGUUUGGGGCUGUCAUUUGCGAAGCCAUUUGGAGGGCUAGAAACCAAGCUAUCUUUGAAGGCAAAGAAACUAAUCCAAUUGAGCUAUGCCAGAAAGUUGAUAAGUCCAUAGGUGAGCACAAAAUGCCCAUAGCAACUCAGUUGGGCUUCCAAUUGCUGAAACAAGAUCAAAGGUGGAAGAAACCACCCAGAGAUUCAAUCAAAAUAAAUGUUGAUGCUGCUUUCAAAGAUGAUAAAUCCUCCAUUGCAGCGGCAGAAGCAGAAGCCAUUAAAUGGGCUUUAAGUUUAGCUAAAAGUAUUGAUGCAGCUACUAUAAUUAUGGAGAGUGACUCCAAAGGCUGUGUAGACGCUCUAGCUCCUUCUGGUAAUCAGGUUUCAGCCCUUCCUGUUUUGAGCUUAUCAUUACGAAUGAGGCUCUUUUUUCCUCUUUGUAGUUCCUUUGUCUUGUGA
Molecule: messenger RNA, 1104 nt
Organism: Quercus lobata
Lineage: Eukaryota; Viridiplantae; Streptophyta; Magnoliopsida; Fagales; Fagaceae
Exons: 3
Coding region: 1-1104 (367 amino acids)
Source: RefSeq, a predicted model, not a curated record